AUGGAUGAGUUUGGCGCAUACGUCGUGUUGGGACUCUCCGAAGGAUGCAGUGCGGCCGACGUACGACGGGCUUACCGACGCCUUGCCCUCCUGUGCCACCCAGACAAGAACCCCGAGCAGAAUGCAGAGGCGGAAGAACGGUUCAGGGACAUUGCCUCUGCGAAAGACUACUUGUUGGAGAAGCUGGGAAAGGCUCCCCUCUCCCUCGGCGGGCUUCUCUCUGCCGCCCAGCGCCGAAGAGCGCGGUGGUGCAAGCCGGGUCCGGUUCGCGUCGAACGAGUGGUGCCGGUGAAGCCGCAGCAGCCACCGCGCGUCGUGGUUUGGGCCUGCCAUGUUUGCGAAGUCGACUGCCUCGGUGGCUACUCGCCGGGUGCCAAGAAAGAUCGCUUGCAGCCAUGCAUCCAACCGAAUCCGCAAACAGUCUGCUUCUGUGGACAUCCACUUUCUGAUCAUCGGCAUGCUGCGACUCCUUCGGCAGAUGGUUGGGAGAAGUGUCAGCGCUGCCCCUGUGCCAAGUUUACAUACGUGCAGCCCCAUUCGCGCUGCAACUGUGGACACAGCAAUCUGGAGCACAGCCCCACGGGCUUCUUCGCCUGCAAAGUGGACGGCUGCCCCUGCCAAACUUUCCACGACCCCGGCACCUGCCGCGUGUGCGGUCACGACUGGGUUAGCCACCGCACGGAACUCCGGCACUCGGUGCCUCCGCCGCCGCCGCCGCCACGCUCGCCCAGCCGGUCUUCCGAUUCGUCUUCCGACGCGAUCUUUGUGCGAUACAGACCCGUGCCGUUGAAGCCGGCUC
Molecule: messenger RNA, 799 nt
Organism: Symbiodinium sp. CCMP2456
Lineage: Eukaryota; Dinophyceae; Suessiales; Symbiodiniaceae
Source: the annotation of a GenBank genome assembly